ACCCGGACACUGAUUGGAAUUGUUGCUGGUUCGGCUUCGAACUGCGAGUAUAUGGGAGGUAACAAGGUCGAAAUUGCGAUUGGCCGACAAAGACCGCGGUUGGGUGGCGAGAGACCGUUACGGCUCAGAUUGCGUUCAACCUCAGCGGCGACCCUGAAUGGGAGAUUGGUACUAAUGCGGUGGAUUCUGAAAAGGUUAUGGUUAAUGGCAAACGCCGAGUGUAGGAAACAACCCUUGAUUUCUUUGCUUACUGGAAAGCUUCUUGCGGAUUGAACGAAAAACGCAGCGCAUGCGAGCUUGGAAAGAGCAAAGCAGGAGGAGCAAACUGGCGACGUGUCUUCCAAGGACUCACGAUGGAAAUGCAGGUCCAAAUUUUUUCGAACGGGAGAUUUUUUUGAAAGGAGAGAUUAAGGUGCGCAAUAUCUGCGGCGCGAAUAUCCGUGCUUGUACUUGGUGCAUGCAGACGCAGACAAAGAGGACGCUUAUCCAGAGCAUUCACGCCCGAUCCCGAACACUGCAUGUGUGCUCCCGCACGGCAGAGCGACAAACAUGCACCAGCAUACAAGGUCAAGGUUUAGAAGCUUCAGUGCUGCUGAGAUUGGUAGAAUACACAGGUACCUAUGCCACUACGGGUCGGGCCUUGUCGACAAAUUGGGCAAUUCCGCCGGUGGCAAGCAGCAGCGCGAGCAGGCUCGACUUGAUCACCCUUUCUCCCCCUCCCCCUCUCCCUCCUCGACAAUCAACUCACCCCCACGAGAGCAUUCAUGCCGCGCUCCAAGCCGCCGGAGACGAGGUCAAGAUGCUCUACACGCACCAUAGAUCCUACCCACUAAACAGCUACGCAACAAGCCAGACAUCUCGAGCGCACAAGCAACCCACCCAACCCCAAAGCACCUCAGCAUGAGUCUCAAAGGCAGCCAACACCGCCCCAAAGAAACGCAAAUGCCCCCUUAAACGCAGACAAAGUAACUGCACAACACGCCAACGCGCCUCGUUCAAGACAGAGAAAUCAAGAAGGCAAGAGCCAUCCCAUCCCCCUCCGAUUCGCCAUACAAGC
Molecule: messenger RNA, 1057 nt
Organism: Aplosporella prunicola CBS 121167
Lineage: Eukaryota; Fungi; Ascomycota; Dothideomycetes; Botryosphaeriales; Aplosporellaceae
Exons: 1
Coding region: 290-904 (204 amino acids)
Source: RefSeq, a predicted model, not a curated record